This is a messenger RNA of Oncorhynchus tshawytscha (Chinook salmon), 2137 nucleotides long. Its product is annotated as slit homolog 2 protein-like. The record is from RefSeq and is a predicted model, not a curated record. The coding region runs from base 1490 to 1852 and encodes 120 amino acids. The transcript is spliced from 4 exons. Gene Ontology annotation, molecular function: protein binding. Lineage: Eukaryota; Metazoa; Chordata; Actinopteri; Salmoniformes; Salmonidae.
GGGCUUGGGGUUGGAAAGGGAGUUCCCUGGUCCACACUGCUGUGAGUUCGCACGUUAAAAACAGAGGGUGAAAACCCCCCUAGCCCACGGGGACAGAAACACCGAAAUAAACGGCACGGAUUAACGGAUGAGAUUGACAGCCGAAACGCGCGGUUGGGAGAAUUUGUAACAUUGAACAUAUUUGACGCAGCGCUGUUAUAAACAAACCCCGGUUGAUUCUGCAGACAGAGACACGGAGGUAUUCUCUACCCCCCUCCCUUUGACUCGUUACUAUUCCUGCAACAUUACCUCAACUUUCCUGUCGGGUUUAUUUGGGAUACUACUACCUGAACCGUUUUGGAUUUAAGAACCUCCUAAUUAGGCUACUGUCCUCCGCUGUGUUCCCGCUCCUGGGUUUGGACUAACGUUUUGGAUUAUUUACUAUUUCUGCUGCUGUGGUGAACACUUGUAACCUUCAAGGAUCUCUCAAGAGUGAUUUUGAAGGUGCGCUGACCGGUAGGUUACGAUUGGUUUACGGUGGUUACUUUCCAAGACGGGCCUCGUCUCUUCUCUACACCGCUCACGGCAUCAGGUGGCCGGCCACUGCAGAGAGAGAGAGAGAGAGAGUGGUCUAACGCACAGCGUCGCUCUGCCUCGGAGGAAAACGCAGACUCGUCAUUGUGUGUGUGUGUGUGUGUGUGUGUUGGAGUGAUAGAGAGAAAGGGAGAGUGAGAGGAAGGGAGAAAAGAGGGAUUGAGUGUGUGUGUGCGUGCGAGGUGUCGCUUGGACAGACGCAGUGGAAACAUUCCCGUUUUCUUCUCUUCUCCCCCACACACACACACACGCAGUCUCGGAGAGCUCUUUCACCGAAAACACACACACGGAGUGUGAUUCUAAGCACGGGGCUCUUCCCGGUGUUAAACGGACGUCUGAAGGGAAAUCAAUACCUCAGCCACGUUGACCUGCACGAGAUCACGAUUUCUUCGCUCUGCGCGUGCUGUGAAUACAACAGCCAAUCACUCACCCACCUCGCGCUGUGUCUAAUCUCACCUGUGUGGUGUGUGUGAGAGGGCGAGUGUGUGUGUGUUCGCCAAAGGUUCAUUAGGAGGUGUUUCUUGGGUUUACCGUGUAUACAUCGCUUCACACGGAAGGGAAUUUACCGCACUGCAUGCCGCGGCCAUGUGGGAGAACUUUGUGCCGCUCUAGCGCCAGUUGUCCGUCUACCAGCCUGCCGCCCUGCCGCACUCUCUUUCCGCCCUGCCGCACUCUCUUUCCGCCCGGCCGCUGUCAUCCAGACUUGCGGGUUUCUUCUGACAUGUGAUUUUUAUAUACUACAAUAAAACCGCAAACGAGGAGGAGCAAAACACACAAAAGAAACACACAACAGAAAGAGAGAAAGAGUUGGAAUCCUCCUCGUGGGAUUUUAACUCCUCCUGUGGAUUUACAACCCUUCGGUGACUCCUCGUCUCCUCUCCUUGGUAGGCUACCAAACCAGUCCACUGCAGUGAUAAUGUCCCUACGGUCGAGCCUCCUUGCUCCGGCCUCAGCUCUGGGUCUGUGUCGCUGUCUGCUGGCUGUCCUGGUUGUCCUGGGACUGUCCAGCCGGGCAGAGGGCCAGCCAUGCCCGGCGCAGUGCUCCUGUUCCGGCUCUACUGUGGACUGUCACGGCCAGGGUCUCCGCAGCGUUCCCAGGAAUAUACCACGCAAUGCAGAGAGACUGGAUCUGAACGCUAAUAAUCUGACUAAAAUCACCAAGGCCGAUUUCGCUGGACUGAGGAAUCUGCGUGUGCUUCAGUUGAUGGAGAAUAAGAUCAAUCUGAUAGAGAGAGGAGCCUUCCAGGACCUGAAGGAGCUCGAGAGACUCCAGAACUGAGGAAACCAGAUCCAGACUCUUAAAGAAUGUCCAUCACACCCUCAACCACACUCAGACAGACAGGUUCGACAGGUUAGACAGACAGACUGUCUCUCUCUCUCUGACCUGUAACUAACAGUGUUCCAUCAGUGUUCCAUCAGUGUAACUAACACUCUGUCAGGACAUCAGUGUUCCAUCACAGCAUUCCAUCAGCGUUCCAUUAGUGUAACUAACACUCUGUCAGGACAUCAGUGAUCCAUCAGUGUUCCAUCAGUGUAACUAACACUCUGUCAGGACAUCAGUGAU